AUGCUGAAAAAUCUAGCAAACAAACAACAGCAAAAGAAUUCGGUUUUAGUACUUGGAAGUGGAGGUCGAGAAAGUGCUUUAUGUGAUAAAUUGUCAAUGAGUGAAAAUAUUGGAAAAAUUUUCAUGUAUCCUGGAAAUGGUGGAAGUGGAUUUGAAAUCCCAGAGGAUUUAAACGAUCCGACGAAAAUAUUAUCGUUUUGUAAUGAGAACAGAAUUUCACUGAUUGUCGUUGGACCAGAGGAUCUUUUAUAUGCAGGAAUAGUAGAUGAUUUGUCAAAAUAUGUUCCAUGUUUCGGUCCCGUCCGAAAAGCAGCUAGGCUUGAAUGGAGCAAAGCAUAUGCGAGGACAUUUAUGAAAGAAGCAGAUAUCCCGUCGCCGGAUUUUCGAAUAUUCAUCAACGAUGAAGGAUUAGAAGAGUUCAUCAGAGGCCUCCCUUGGCAAGGAAUAGCAAUCAAAAAAAGCGGUCUGGCAAGGGGAAAAGGAGUCAUCGUCACCACGGAUCCGGAAGAAGCUCUGAAAACCGCGCGACGCUUUUUAAAGGAAGAACAAGGCAAAGAAGAAAGCGCCAUCGUUCUGGAGGAAAUGCUCAGUGGAGCAGAAAUUUCGGCUCACUUUUUCGUUGAUGGCGAUAAUUUCGCGGCAAUGCCAUUAAUGCGCGAUUACAAAAGACUUUUGGACGGUGACGCUGGUGAAAACACCGGUGGUAUGGGAGCAGUUGGCCCCCUUGAUCAAAAAUACGACGAAUAUCUCAGUGAAAUUCAGUCGAUUAUGGCAAAAACUUUGGCUAGAUUACGCCACAAUAACAUUAUUUACAAAGGAGUUCUGUAUUUGGGUCUCAUCAUAACAGCACAAGGCAUUAAAAUGUUAGAAUAUAAUUGCCGAUUUGGUGAUCCUGAGACUCAAGCUUUAGUCGGAUUGAUGAAAUUCGACCUUUAUGAUGUGAUGAUGCAUUGUUAUACUGGUCAGUUACACCAAGGCCUAAGCUGGUCCAACGAUUUUGUUUGCGCAGUAGUAUUGACAGCGAAGGGAUAUCCACAUCGGAAUGAGAAGUGUAUCUGUUUUGCUCACAAUGAACUGCGGACACGGUUAGUACUUAAUUUUUUUGCAGAUAUACCAACGAAAAGUGAUGAUGUUACGGUUUAUCAUGCUGGGACAAUAAGAAAAGGAGACAAAAUUUAUACGAAUGGUGGUCGUAUAUUAUGUGUAACAGGUAUAGGUCAGCGUUCAAGCCGAGUUUUGAAAAAAGUUUACGACGUAACUGAAAGAAUAAAGUUCGAAGGAAAAUUCUACAGAAAAGAUAUUGGUUUAUUGCAGAGUGCUAUUUCAUAUGAGAAAAGUGGUGUUAGCAUCAGGGAAGGCAGUAGGCUCAUCGAAAUGAUCAAAUGCUUCAAUCUUCACGAUGUGAACUUGGCAUCACGAGAAAAAAUAGCAAAUGCCAUGAACGAUUAUACUUCUAUUGGACAAGAUCUUGUUGCGAUGUGUGCAAAUGAUGUCUUAUGUCGCUGUGCUGAACCUGUCGCUUUUCUCGAUUACUAUGCCACGGGCGGUGAAACAGCAGAAAUGCCUGGUGUUUAUGACGAUGAACACUGGGACAUUGCUGGGAUAUGCAUAGGAGUCAGAUCAAAGGAGUGGCCGCUGCUUCCCAACAUAAAAAGCAUGAAAGAAGGAGAUAAAAUCAUCGGCAUUCGUUCCAGUGGUUUACAUAGCAAUGGAUUUUCUUUAAUUCGAAAAAUUUUUGCGGAUAACGAUAUUAGCUAUAAUGAUUUGUGUCACUGGUCAGAAUCAGAUCGUACAUAUGGUGAAGAACUGCUGAAACCGACUCGAUUAUACGUCAAUGAACUGCUACCCUUGAUGAAACAAAAUUUGAUACUAGGUUCAGCUCAUAUAACAGGUGGAGGAUUAAGCGAUAAUAUUAGUAGAAUACUUCCUGAUCAUCUCAAAGCCAAUAUUCGUUGCGAUUCUUGGCGAAUUCCAACCUUAUUCAAUGAAAUACAAAAAAUGGGUUGUGUCACACCCGAGGAGAUGUUUAAAGUAUUCAACUGUGGAAUUGGCAUGGUAAUUAUUGUGGCUCCGCGCGUGACAUCUAUAAUUCUCAGUGCAUUUCCACAUGCAAAUGAUGCGACUAUUAUAGGCGAAUUGACCACCAGAAUUUCCGGAGAUCCAGCGGUUCGACUGAUUGGCAAAGAUGAUUUAUUUCGAGAAAUCACUGGUCUAAACCAGGGUCCAAGAUGCCGUAUUGCAGUAUUAUUUUCAGGCGAAGGUACAAAUAUGGAAAACCUUAUUCACAGUUCAAGGCGAGCAGGAAGCUGUUGUCAGGUUGUUGUAGUAAUAUCCGACCGGAUAAAUGCUGCUGGGAACAAAAGAGCUCAAGAGCUAGGAGUUAUAUUCAAGAUUAUUCCCUACGAAAAUGCAAUGAACAAAGAAGCUCAUGAAGCACAAUUUACGAAGGUUUUACAAGAUUACAAUGUGGAUUUGAUUUUUUUGGCUGGAUAUAUUCGUAUAUUGACGCCAAAAUUUGUCAAUAUGUGGAAGGAUCGCAUUAUUAACUUGCAUCCAUCUUUGCUCCCUUCAUUUCCAGGAUUACAUGCAGUUAGGGAUGCGCUUAAUAAGGGUGUUAAAAUAACCGGAUGCACUAUCCAUUAUGUCGACGAGGCAAUUGAUUCAGGACGAAUAAUUGCACAGAGAUCGGUUGAAAUACUUGAAAACGACGAUGAGGAGAAUCUUCACAAUCGAAUCAAAAAAGUCGAACAUGUUUUAUAUCCAGAAAUAAUGCAUAGACUUGCCAGGAACUUUUGUAAAUCUAAAUCUCCUGCAGCUUUCCGCUAG
Messenger RNA from Dracunculus medinensis (Guinea worm), 2826 nucleotides. NCBI's taxonomy places the organism in Eukaryota, Metazoa, Nematoda, Chromadorea, Rhabditida, Dracunculidae. The record is from the annotation of a GenBank genome assembly.